AUGGACAGACGAUCUACCUCACCCAAACCAACACAACUAGCAUUCAAACACCACCAAUCACUCACCAAACCAAGACCAAUCUCAUACAACCCAUCCAGAACACUAUCAACAACAACAACAACUCAAACAACUCAGUCAACAACAACUCAAACUAACAUGAACAAAACACCACCCUCACUACAAGCACUCAACCAACUACCACCACUACCCAUACUCACAAACCUCAACCAGCCACCACCAACCACCCAAUCAACUCUGAUCGAUGUCGUCGUAGAAGGAAUGGGUGGCGGAAACGAGCCCGGCGAAGGAUGGCAAGUCCCCCCAGAAUUGGUCUUCUUCCUCAGGUCUCUCGGCGAACGGCUCGAUCCUUUCAGCCCCACCGACACAAGAUCAACUACUGCGUCUGGAGGACCAGCUGGACAUACCAAAUCAUUAACAGCUGCCCUCAACCAUGCCACAUUAAGACCGACAACAGACCAACCCGCGAUCAACGCCCUGUUCACCGAACUCGUCGUCACCGAACGAGCCUAUCUCAAACGAAUCGCUGCCCUCAACCAAUCCUAUGCGAUCCCACUCAAGACCUUCUCGAAAUCGUCCCAGACGAAGAUCAUCGACAAGUACGAAGCCACCUCCAUGUUCGGCAAGAUCGAGGCCGUCGUCUCCGUCAACAGCUCCUUGCUCAACACGCUCGAGAUCUGCCUCAAGAUCAUCGAACAACAACCGGGAACGGGCCAGUGGGCCGACCUGCUCAGCAACGAACUCCUCAACAUCCAACGCGCCUAUCGCGACUAUCUCGCCGCGUACGACUCUAUCAGGGAAACCGAACAGAAAUUGCUCAAAAAAUCAGAGGGCUUUCGCCAGUUCUGUGAAACGCACAAAGGAGGCCAUAGAAUCACUAGUAUAUCCUCAUCCUUGACACCGGGUCUCUUGGCAUGCAUAGCCACUUGUAACCGAUUAGCCGUAUGCGAACUGGAUGACCAUCUGAUCAAGGCCGCGACGAUGUGGGGCCUGCAUCGCUCGAUCGAUCAUUUCCCCGCGAUCCUAGUAAAGCCGGGGAGAUACUUCAUCGACUCGAUCGACGUGCUGGACAUCAUCCCCGACACGCCGAGUCCGACAGUGCUUCAUUGCACCCUAUUCCUGUUCAACGACACGAUCGUGAUAGCCAAGAAGCCCGCCAAUGGACAAUUGACGGGGCGGACGUUGGCGGGGUUGGACGACAUUGACCGAUUGGUGGGCGCGAUGAAGAAGGCCAAGACAAAUAACUCGUCGUUGAAUUCGGUGGUGAGCGGGGGCACGGACUUCUUUGCGAAGUCGCUCGGCGGCGGCCACAGUACGCCGACGAAACUGAAGAAAGGCAGCAUGCGCUUCAAAGGACUGGUGGAUGUGCACGACGUGAUUGUGGCCAACGAGCCGGGCCAGACCGGUAUAGGGUCGACGAGCGAGGUCAGCUUCGACCUCUAUCUCGGCCGGCCGCCCCAGGACGUCUCCGACCGCUGGACCGACCGGCCCUUCCGACACUACGUUGUCUGUCCUCCACCCGCCCCCGCCCUCUCGGGCCACGAGAAAAGUCUCUCACUCUCCGCCCAUCCAUCCUCCUCCUCCACCUCCCAUCACCAACCUCCUAACCCCACCAGCCACAGUCUCUCGCACAAAUCCCUCCAAAACCUUAACUCUCAACAAUCUUAUGCUGCCGCUCUGGCUGAACGCGAUCGGUUCCUUGAUAACCUUAGGAAGUCUCAGGCUCUCGUUAAGGCCGCUGACGAUCGCUCAACUGUCAUGCGCACUAAAUUCGUUAAUGAGAUCGAUAACAAGGCCGUUAUCGAUAGCUUUUGGAAUUUGUAUGAUAAGCAAAGUUAUCUAACCGAACAGAGAAAACAUAGAGUGGUACUUCAAUUAGUGGGUACCGAUGCAGUCGAUCCGCUCCAAUUUGUCACCGAAUCCAUCGAUCCCGCCCCACCCCUGAUGAUCAUCCGGGCUCACUUCAACGAUCCUGACGAUCCUGAUUGUCGUGUUCACGUCAGAAGGAAACCGAAUCAUGUGUUCCCUUCACUCAACGCGUCGAUCGAUAAGGCCGAAGAAGAUAUCGUCGUUCAGACGGAAUGUUUGAGUGGCCUCAUCGUUCGGAUCAUUCAAGCAUACGGAAUCGCCGACAUUCCACCUAGAGGAAGCCAUAUUUUCUCAGCCUCCAACCAACAGUCACAGCCGCAGUACAAUGGGCCACUCAAUCCGCCCUCACCCUCGCGCGGGUUCCGGACAAAAUCAGGGACACUUCUUCCGGAGAACGGGGUCAACAGUGCUUUACCGCACCGACUGUUUGGGACCCACCAUGGCAACAAGGAGGGAUUAUCGCGGACGAGGUCGCUCCGGUCGGGGCAUGCGAAGAGCGCGUCCAACGGGGUGACGGCAAGUCAGCCAGGUACUCCUUCGGUGGCCCUGCGCGAAAUCCAACCCACAGCGACCCGGUCGCCGGGAGGCCCGGUAUGGUACCGCAACCCGUCCAAGGGCAAUGGGAUCUCGAGCAGGUUACAGGAGCUGGCGGCCGAGCCUAACUCGGCCUUGUAUGACGACCUUCCCCGAUUGAGGGAGGAAGGCAACCGACAACGCUCGGCGAGUCCUGCUCGGAGCACGCUUAAGGGCAAGGCCCGGGCUGGCAGUCUCUUCGAAGAAGAGGGAGAGGAAGAUGAUCCGCGAUGGGCCGGGGCUGAGAGCGAGUCCCAAUCCAGUAGCGUCAGUGGCCUGAGCUCGUAUGAUGACGAUGACGACUACAACAACCAACAACUACAACAACAGAUGGUGCCUCGUUCCGUUGAGACCCUUGCCGGCUCGCGGCAACGAACCCUUGUCGGCCCCCGCCAACUCGUCCCCCCCUCCGACCGCUCCUCCUCGAAUAACACGAUCAUGGCCAGAGCUCGCUCGGAACCGCCGGCCAAAGAGCCCGCUAAACCGGCCACCUUGGGGCCCCUCAGACUCCCCGAACCUAUCGCCUUUCGCGCCGACCACUCCUCCGGCUCCAGAAACCCUUCCGGUUCUAGCCUUGGUAAACGCAGUCGCUCCGUCGACCAUACUCAUCCUCAUCAUCCAAACCCGCAUCGUCAUCGUUCGUCUUCGUCUUCUUCGUCUUCUUCUUGUGGUUCUGGAAGAAGUGGAAUCGAGGAUGAUGAUCAUCAAGGUCCGAAAAAAAUCAUCAAAACCACUCAGCCUCUUAACGUUCGAAAAUCCAUCUCUGACAAAAAACCUGCGCCAGAUCAUCAAUUACACAAUAAGAAGAAGAAGAAGAAUGAGGAUGAGGAUGAGGAUGAGAAGAGCGCCACUGUCCCGAAGAAAAUCCCGUCUGGUGCUGGUGGUGGUGAAAUGAAUCAUCAUCAACAUCAGGACGAAGAUGAAGAAGAUACACUCAGCUGUGUCGAUAAUCAUCUUCUGCUUGGCGGUGCGGCUUCUGAGGGGAAGGUCGUAGGAAGAGAAGACCAAGACGAAGAAAAUGAAGACAUCGGAACGAGCGAAUUAUUUCGGGAAGUUAAGGGCAGACUCAAGGCGAUGAAACAGCAGCUCAAGAAACUCAAGUCCGAGGUGGACCUUCAAGUCGGACCUUCUUCUUCUUCUGUUCCGAUGGGUGGAUCGGUGCAUGAUCAGCAAGAUAAUGGGGGCGGGAGUCGGAGCGUGAAUGGGAGCAUUCCGCGGUCGCCUCGGAAACUACAUUUAUCGGAGGUAGCUAAAUCGACGGACCCAUCCUCCCUCCUCAAACCUGGCAGUAACAAUUCAAAGGCUAAGGGCCCCAAGGGCCAUACUAAAGGCGAGGCUAACAUCCCGCUCACCGAGUUGGUCUCUCAGCUCGAAUCCGCCCUCGGAACCGUCGACCGCAAAGUUAGGUUGGUCCAGAAAACUCAGGCCGAUGGGGUUAGGGUCGUUAAGAAUCGGUUUAUGGAGGAGAUCAAUGAAACCUUUCCGAAAGUUGGAGAAGGAGACACGCAUCUGUACAAGGCGUUCAACGAGGAGCUGGACAAGAUGUUCAACGACAUCCAAUUGCCGGUCUCCCAAUCCAUCGACCUCCUCGUCCAGGACCUCAAGAAAAUCGCCGCCGAACGCGGCCAGCUGUCUACUCUCUUAGGGGCUACUAAACGAAUGUUGGACCUCGAAACCGCAAAGUCCCAAUGUCUCGAAAACUUGCUCAAAGAAGCAGGCCUAUUGACGUGACCUUUACCACUGGCACCACCAAAAAGAAAACCCUCAUUCAUUCCUUCCUUCCGUCCUUUUCUUUCCUCUAUAUUCUUCUUACACGCU
Messenger RNA from Puccinia graminis f. sp. tritici CRL 75-36-700-3, 4278 nucleotides. RefSeq lists its product as uncharacterized. Gene Ontology annotation, molecular function: guanyl-nucleotide exchange factor activity; GTPase activator activity. Bases 1 to 4191 code for a protein of 1396 amino acids. Gene Ontology annotation, biological process: activation of GTPase activity; nervous system development; regulation of cytokinesis, actomyosin contractile ring assembly. Gene Ontology annotation, cellular component: cell cortex; nucleus. The record is from RefSeq and is a predicted model, not a curated record. The transcript is spliced from 11 exons. Lineage: Eukaryota; Fungi; Basidiomycota; Pucciniomycetes; Pucciniales; Pucciniaceae.